Messenger RNA from Trypanosoma theileri, 1224 nucleotides. Its product is annotated as putative surface protease GP63, putative,metallopeptidase. Gene Ontology annotation, biological process: cell adhesion; proteolysis. Gene Ontology annotation, cellular component: cytoplasm; membrane. The record is from RefSeq and is a predicted model, not a curated record. Gene Ontology annotation, molecular function: metalloendopeptidase activity. Lineage: Eukaryota; Euglenozoa; Kinetoplastea; Trypanosomatida; Trypanosomatidae. The transcript has a single exon. The annotation marks the transcript as partial.
GUUGCUGCUCAUGAGAUUGCCCAUGCACUUGGAUUUAAUGUCCAUAAUAUGGAGGGAAAAUCCAUGCUGCGUCGACAAUAUACUAUUGCUACAAUUACUCCUUAUGUGGUGUCCCAAAAUACACGUAGAGCUGCGAAGUUACACUAUAAUUGUGUUUCUGAUAGGGGGCUACCAUUGCAGUCUGUUGCAUCUUAUGCUACAGUAGCGUAUAUGAGAUCUUCGGCUGAUACGCCGGAAAGCACAGAAAUGAUGUCGUUAAGGAAACCAAUGAAUCAAAAGCUUAAUGGGAUUGAUGUAGUUCCUGCUGGGGAAUCUAGCUCUUCUUACCAGGGGCUUCAGGUUGUGGAAAAGUAUAAAGUGUCUCCAGGGAGCAUGGUAUACUCUUCUCACUGGAGUCGUCGUAUUGCUAAGGACGAGUUGAUGGUUGGUCUCGUCGGUGCUGGUUACUACACCGCACUCACAUUGGGAGCUUUCGCUGAUCUGGGCUACUACAAAGUUAAUUGGACAAUGGCAGAGCAGAUGAGUUGGGGCAAUAACUCUGGUUGUGGAUUGCUGGAGAAGAAAUGUGUUGAGGGAGGCAGGACUAAAUUCCCCGAUAUGUUCUGCACAACCGAAUCCACUGAGGGAUCUGCAGGACUACAGUGCACAUCUGACCGCCAGUCGCUGGGAACUUGCACCAUUCAAACCCAUGAGAGGGACCUUCCAGGCCAGUUCCAAUAUUUUUCAGACGGUAAAUUGGGGGGCAAUAAAACUGAUCUAAUGGACUAUUGCCCUAUUAUCGUGGGAAAGCGUGAAACGAGCUGCACCGAUGGGGAUCAGAGCCAAAUGCCUGGAAGUUUAAUUGCUGCCAACUCACGUUGUGUGCAGGGGGAGAAUCUGAUCGCUGACGAUACAGCUGUUGGUGCCGUGUGUGUGGAGGUGUCUUGCAAGAAAAAUGAGGUAAGUGUGCGGUACAGUGGAAACGAUAAUUGGUACAGUUGUCCUGAAGGAGGAAGACUAGCUGUGAAGGGGAAUGUACUGCAGGGUAAAAUUGUGUGCCCCAAAUACGCUGAUGUGUGCAAUACAAUCAACAGAGUUAUUGAUAAAGGGCGAGGCCGACCAAUGAAACUCGGUGCGUACGUGGAUCAUGGUAACGAUGGACGCAGUGAUGGUAGUGUGACUGCUGCUAUUUUAGUGCCGCUUUUGUUCAUUUUCUUGGCCGUGUUUACAAUAAUGGCUCCAUGA